AUGACAAUAUUCUUGUUCCUCGCCAAGAUAGUCUCGGACGCGUUCUACUCAGCGCACGCCGACUUAAGGCCAUCCGGAGACGAAUCAGUGCCAUUAGUGCUUUCGCGAUCUAACAAGAAAGUCGACAAACAGCCAAAGAGCUUUUUCAUCCAGAUCACUUCGCAAUCGUCCGUCAGCUCCUCAGCCAUCAUGAUCACUACCCGCGAGGUCGACCCGUGCGAGUCCAAGAUGCUUCAGGCCAAGAUGAUCCAGAGUGUAUCAAUCGUCCGCGAUACUAGCAAUUGCGACAGCAGCGAAAUCGACAAGAUGAGCAGAAAGGAGCUGGUUCGGCGUGGGGCUGUUGGUCGUCGAUCUGCCGUUGUGGCACUUCCAUCCGACGUCGUCGCCGCCCUUGCAGAGUUGUCAGAGCUCAAGUGGUGA
Phytophthora infestans T30-4 is the source of this 420-nucleotide messenger RNA. RefSeq lists its product as uncharacterized. The transcript is spliced from 2 exons. The record is from RefSeq and is a predicted model, not a curated record. Lineage: Eukaryota; Oomycota; Peronosporomycetes; Peronosporales; Peronosporaceae. The coding region runs from base 1 to 420 and encodes 139 amino acids.